This is a messenger RNA of Verticillium dahliae VdLs.17, 897 nucleotides long. RefSeq lists its product as uncharacterized. NCBI's taxonomy places the organism in Eukaryota, Fungi, Ascomycota, Sordariomycetes, Glomerellales, Plectosphaerellaceae. The record is from RefSeq and is a predicted model, not a curated record. The transcript has 2 exons. The coding region runs from base 1 to 897 and encodes 298 amino acids.
AUGACCGCCGUCGCAUUGGCGAGCGGGCAGCAAGACUGUCGAGAGGAACAGGUCGAUCUGACAGCGAAGAGCGCCGAAAUACAUUCCACUGCUACUCAUCAAAACGAGCCGACUCAUCAUCGUCGCGCCGCCUUGCCGUUCCCGCACCGGGCCGCCGUAUUACCCCGCGUUCGCGGAAACAGGUCCAAGAGAAGCCGGUCCCUGGCCUUGUUACUCGACUGGUGGAAGAGGAUUUUGAAGAAUUCGAUGCCCGUACUUUGCAGACAUCCUUCCCUAUUGUCGGCCUUGCCGACGUCGAGGUACCCUACGACGACCCCGCCGAUAUCUUCAGCAUCAUACCGCAACGUGUGCUUGUUCACGGCCAGUUCUUUUUCUACAAGUCGUCUGUGUCGACCGAAGCUACCCCAAACGAAAUCGGAAAUCGGAAAAUACGACAAGAUCGCCGCCUCCGGCCUUUCCUCUUCUGAGCUCCCUACUUCACGGCUCUACGCCAUGGUCGUCGGCUCUAAGGGCAGGCUGCGCGGCCUGAUUUACCACUUCAUCAAGUCGGAAGAGCGGCUUACGUGGGCUGUUGACGAGCGUGCUCCCCUUGCUCUUCGGGAGAAAUGUGCGGCGCAGAUCAAGGAUACCGUGGCCAAGCUGCAUCAUCUGGGUGUCGUCUGGGGCGACGUCAAAGCCGACAAUGUUCUCGUCGACGAGAAUGGUAAUGCCAUAGUCAUUGACUUGAAGGGCGGCACCACACAAGGCUGGGUUGACCGGGAGAAGGAAGGCACUGUGGAAGGAGACGCACAGGGCGUAGAGAAUAUGAUGGACUUUAUCUUUAAUGAUGAAUCAAUGCUCCGUCCCCCGCCUCUGGGGCCGGACGAUGAGCCUAUCGUCAAGCUCAGAGGUUAUUGA